GAUAAGAAUAUUAGCGUCGUCGGCUCAGUCGAUAGAAGCGCGCUUUGUCGAAUGUACGUACUACACGAUGUACCAGUCUCUCUCUGACGUCAUAGUGCACAAAUAGACGAAUGUGUUUCUAUUGUAGUGUUACAUGUUGCACAACAUGGGUGUUCCCAUGGUAAACAAAUGUUGCUACUGCGUCAGUCUGCACACGGGAACGCUAAUCAUUGCUUAUACGUAUACAGUAUGGGCGCUCCUGGAGCUGACAGCGUACUGUUUGCUGGUGACGCUAGCGCCGCUGGGCCGAGAGGGCGCCAUCUCCGCGAAUAAACAUGCCCUCUAUGUCACCGCGGCGGCCGUCAGCGGCGUGCACCUCCUCUGCUCCUUGCUGCUCAUCAUAGCAGCGUAUAAGAAGUUGGCGUCGCUUACGUUACCGUGGACGAUCGUGACGGGCAUCCUCACUGCGAUUUUCUUCGUGAUGUGUCUGACUGGCAUCAGCCUCAUCCUGCAGGACUCCGGGGAGAUGCUGGGUGUCGAGGCCGUCAUCAUCUUCGUGCAUCUCAUGAGAGCUUGUGUGUCGGUGUACUGCAUAGUGAUAGUGCAUAGCCGGCACAAGCAGAUCAUGUACGAGGAGGACGAGCAGAGAUUCCAGCACUCGGCGCGCCUCUACAAGGCAGUGAACACCUCCGAACCUGCUGCGUGAAGCGGUGGAGAGGUCGUGAUGUGAAUGCUGGCGCAAAGAGAAAUGCCAAGAUCUCACUGUAUUCAAUGCAUUAGAACUAAAUAUUAUACUGUUGUGUUUCAUCAGACUAGUGAAGUGUC
Molecule: messenger RNA, 804 nt
Organism: Papilio machaon (common yellow swallowtail)
Lineage: Eukaryota; Metazoa; Arthropoda; Insecta; Lepidoptera; Papilionidae
Exons: 4
Coding region: 134-685 (183 amino acids)
Source: RefSeq, a predicted model, not a curated record